AUGGCCAAACAAAGAGGAAGAAGAAGCCAGGCCGCCGCUUAUAGAGAACGUACUGCGGACGGCGAGCAGGAGAACUCUCACUUUGAUCAAACUGCCGAUGCGCAAGAUGCAAUUGAUGACGAGUCUGCUGACACCAAAUCUAAGGAUUUCCCAACGGUAUUCUAUGGUCUCGUGGACUCUGAAGAAAUUGAGUAUUUUAAGCAAGCAGAGUCUAACUUGAAUACCAACGCUUUUGAAUCUGACGAGGAAAGAGCUGGCUUCAUUCGCUCGAUCCUUGAAGAAGCUAGAGGAAAGGAACUCAAACUUGUCACCAAUCAAAUCUGCUCUAAACUUAUGGAAAGAUUGGUUCUUUUCGCUAGCGGACGUCAACUCAAACACAUUUUCCACCAGUUCUCGAACCACUUUGCUGCUUUGGCACACCACAAGUACUCUUCUCAUGUUCUUGAAACGCUUUUGGUUAGAAGCGCCGCAUACAUCGAAAAAGAGCUUGCAAGCGAUUAUCAAGUUGAAGAGGAGGAGGACGACAACAUCGAGGACCAAGCAAUUGCUUCUACUACGAUGGAGGGUAUGUUCAUUAAGAUGCUCGGUGAGUUCUCUUCUCACUGGUAUGCCAUGAUGCUGCAUCAAUACGCCUCCCAUGUGAUGAGAUUGGUUAUCCUCAUUCUCGCUGCAAAAGAAUUGCCAUCCUCAACAAUGGCAAACUCCACUUUAAGAUCCAAGAAAUCGAAGGUGGCUCGUAAAAUGAUCGAGAUUAAAGAUAACGAGGACUUCAACCGGGCCUUCCAAACACCACCUUCCUUUAAAGAAGAGCUCAAAAACGUUAUCAUGGAAAUUAGCUCUAAACUCGAUACUGAGACUGCCCGCUCUCUAGCAAUUCACAAGGUUGCCUCUCCAGUACUCCAACUUAUCAUUAAGGUCGAAGGUAUCUUCGAUAGAGAGCGUGCUGUGUGGCAUCUUCUCUUCAUGCCCGAAAAGGAAGGUAAGAACCCUAAAGAGGAAGCCUUCGUCGAAUACCUUCUAUCCGACAGUGUCGGUUCUCAUUUCCUUGAGGCCCUCAUCAAGAAUGAUGGUGCCCGUAUGAAAUACAUUGAGAGAUUGUACAAACUAUAUAUGAAAGACAGGGUCUUGAAAUUGGCCAAGCGGUCGACCACUGGUGUCUACAUCAUCCAAGCAUUGCUUCUCAAAUUGAAGGCUGGUGAAGUUGAGUACAUCUUGGAUCAAAUCAUUCCUGAGAUGUCUAAACUUAUCUCUAUUGCUGACAACCAAAACAUCGAUUUGGGUAAAUCGAUCAUCGAAGCUUCGGUCUCUAGAUUCAACUACGGCAAAGAUGAGCUUGUAAAACAGUUUUUUGCCAAGUUCGCACCAAAUUACAACGCCGAAGAGCCUGAUGACACCACUACAGAACUCUUUGAGAAUGUCCUUCAAUUGACCGGUUCAACUUUGGGCAACACAAGAGAUGACUGGCCAACAGCAGAGGAGAGAAGAAGAGCUUUAUUCCUCGAAAAGCUCAUGGAGUAUGACUACUCCUUUGUUGUUUGUUCUUGGUAUAAUUGUAUGGCAAUGUCCUCCGAGAAAUUCAUGCAGAUGUGCUUCCAUGGUGUCUUCUGCCAUGUUAUCGAGAGUGCGUUGAUUGUGCAACCCGCUUCUGUCGGAGAGUCCAAGGCGGACAAUAUUUCUAGAAAGAAAUUCCUUAACAUUUUCAUGGGCCACAUCGCUGACUUGGCCUGCAAUGCCUAUGGAUCUCAUAUCGUGGACAAAUUGUGGACAUUUACAGUACUUUUGCCCAUGUACAAGGACAGAAUUGGUUCUGAACUCAUGGCUGACUCUCACAAGGUGAAGGAGAGUACGUACGGUAAGUUGGUCUGGAGAAAUUGGUCAAUGGAGUUAUUUGUCAGAAAGAAGUUUGACUGGAAAUCUCUUGUAAAGACACAACAACAAGAGUACUAUGGUGAGAACGAAGAGAACAAUGAAAUAGAGAAGAAAAAGACUCCAAUUCAACUCAAAAUGGAGGAGAUCUUCAAAAAGAAGCAGAAGGAGGAGCAAAAUCAGCAAAACUUCAAGAGACCUAAUGAAGACUACAACAACUCUUACAACAAGAGAAACAAAGUCCGUGGACGUAAUCGUUAA
Australozyma saopauloensis is the source of this 2127-nucleotide messenger RNA. Its product is annotated as RNA-binding RNA processing protein. Gene Ontology annotation, biological process: endonucleolytic cleavage to generate mature 5'-end of SSU-rRNA from (SSU-rRNA, 5.8S rRNA, LSU-rRNA); endonucleolytic cleavage in 5'-ETS of tricistronic rRNA transcript (SSU-rRNA, 5.8S rRNA, LSU-rRNA); ribosomal small subunit export from nucleus. Lineage: Eukaryota; Fungi; Ascomycota; Pichiomycetes; Serinales; Metschnikowiaceae. The record is from RefSeq and is a predicted model, not a curated record. Gene Ontology annotation, molecular function: RNA binding. The transcript has a single exon. Gene Ontology annotation, cellular component: preribosome, small subunit precursor; 90S preribosome; nucleolus. The coding region runs from base 1 to 2127 and encodes 708 amino acids.